CAAAAUAUCACCUACGAGCAGUUGUAGUCCCGUGCUGAGCCAUGUUCAAGCGUACCUGCACGGAUCUGACCAAAAUACCCAAGGAGAAGGUGCGCCAGUGGCUGACCACAAUCGAAUCGGUGAUAUUCGAUGCCGACGGUGUUCUGUGGCACCUGAACCGGCCGAUCAAUGGGGCAGUGGAGACCUUUAAUAUGAUCAAGAGCUCGGGCAGGCAGGUGCUGGUGGCGACCAACCAUUCGGGUCUGCUCACCAAGGAUCUGGCCGCGAAGGCGCACCAGUUCGGCUACGAGAUCCAGGAAGAGCAGAUACUGAGCUCGGCGCUGUCCGUGGCCAGGUUCCUCAGCGCGAAGGGGUUCAAAAAGAAGGCGUACAUCGUCGGGGAGUCGGCCAUUGUCGAUGAGCUGGCCAAGGAGAACAUCUGCAGCUUCUCUGUGGGCAAGGAGAAGCUGCUCAAGCCCAUGGAACAGUUUGCCAAGGAUAUGUACCUGGAUCACGAGGUGGGCGCCGUGAUAAUCGGCAAGGAUGAGAGCUUCAAUGUGCCGAAGAUAAUCAGGGCCAGUUCGUACCUCCAGGAGCCGAAGGUCCUCUUCCUGGGCACCUGUCUGGACACCGCCUAUCCGGUGGGCAAAAACCGGAUGAUUGUGGGCGCCGGUGCCAUGGUGGCCGCCGUGAAGGCCAUCACUGGCCGAAUGCCGCUGAUUUUGGGCAAGCCGAAUCCCCUGAUGGUGGAGCAGCUGCUGCAAUGCGGCGUCCUCAAGCGGGAGUCCACGCUGAUGGUUGGCGACACUCUCUACACGGACAUUCUGUUCGCCAGCAACUGCGGCUUCCAAUCGCUUUUCGUGGGCACCGGCGUCAGCACCUUGAAAGAGGUGCGCCAGAUUUGCAAUGACGAAGGACGCAGCAAAGUGGACAUGAUCCCAGACACCUAUCUGCCCUCUCUGGGACACUUGCGGGAGUUCCUCUGCUAGAUCUGUCGAUCAUGAACACAACACAUGAAUGCAUGCCCAUCCAUCUGGUACACCUUCUAAAUGUAAUGCUUUAAUAAAUUCUAGAUUAAUAUGAGUCCGAA
Molecule: messenger RNA, 1069 nt
Organism: Drosophila persimilis
Lineage: Eukaryota; Metazoa; Arthropoda; Insecta; Diptera; Drosophilidae
Product: glycerol-3-phosphate phosphatase
Exons: 2
Coding region: 42-968 (308 amino acids)
Cellular component (GO): cytoplasm
Molecular function (GO): phosphatase activity
Source: RefSeq, a predicted model, not a curated record